ACUGUCCUCUUCGAGAGCACACGGUUUAGCACGGGUGGUUGGCGUGUUAGCUUUGUAAAGCUCGACGCGGAUCGUAUUUAGCCUGGGUUACCUCUGUCCAUCUUGAAGCGAAAUUGAAGCGGCGUCUCAGACUUGCUAUUGGAAUUCGAUCAACAACGGUACGACGCUCGCUCGUGACGAAUAAAAGCGUUACGAACGAGUGAAACGAAUGAUUCUUCCCGACACCCUCCACGGAGUGCCAUUCGUGCGAAAACUCAACGACGAGCACUGGUCGCCACACGAACGACAGCCCGAUCCUCGUCGACUGAUUUGACUGAUUUUUGUGAUCCAGUCACCGAAAACUUCCAUCAUUCCGCCAAUAACCGUGUGCCGACCCGCAGGGUGGCGAUCGUCCGAUAAGGGUUCCGUCUGCGAUAGACUGGUUGGCCAGUCUACUGGUGGGUGCGUGAAUAACUGCGACAACUGGAAGUUGGCCCUGAACGCAGAGCCCCCGUGGCUUUGCUAGCACCCCCACAGUGAUCUCGUCUUAAUCAGCUUCCUCACGACUCACCUAACUAGCAUUGACAGCUGCCUCUUUGCUGCCUAGCACCUACAGAGUACCAAUUAAAUUAUUAAAUUCAAUCAAUAUGAAGGUAACUAAUUUAGAUGAACGUAUCCAUGUGUUGGACAAUGAGGCCAACGUUAUGACUGUUGUCAAAGACAUUGCGAUAAGUGGUUUGCAAGAAGAGGCUUUUUACGUUUUGGACAUAGGAGAUAUUGUACGAAAGCAUCAAAUCUGGAAGGAAAAAUUGCCGCGAGUUGAGCCAUAUUAUGCUGUAAAAUGUAAUGACAAUCUGAUGGUAAUUGAAGUACUAGCAGCUCUUGGUACUAGUUUUGAUUGUGCAUCUAAGAAUGAAAUAAACAAAGUGCUAAGCGUCGGUGUAGACUCUUCAAAAAUUAUUUUUGCCAAUCCGGCUAAACCAGCUUCUCAUAUUCGUCACGCAGCCGCAGUAGGAGUGGAUACCAUGACAGUAGACAAUGAAAGUGAAUUGCAUAAAAUCAAGAAACUUUUCCCAACCGCCAAGAUUGUUAUACGAAUUCGUUGCGAUGCAGAAGUAGCCAUGUGUCCGCUUGGUAUGAAAUUCGGCUGUGAUCCAGUACAUGAAGCUCCUAAUCUUUUACGCCUUGCGUAUAGAUUGGGUCUCAAUGUAAUGGGUUUUAGCUUCCAUGUUGGUUCUGGAUGUCAGGAUCCGCCAGUAUAUCAUCGCGCUAUUCAUCAUUGCAAAAUAUUAUUUGACAUGGCUACCAGUUUCGGUUUCAAGCCUUAUCUAUUGGAUCUUGGUGGCGGUUAUCCGGGCAAUAAAGGCACGAGCAUCGACAAAAUAGCUGAAGUUAUUAAUGAAGCUCUUGACGAAUAUUUUAAUACUGACGCCGUUCAUGUGAUUGCUGAACCAGGUCGUUUUUAUGUUGCGUCUGCAUAUACUUUGGCUACAAAUAUCCAUAGCAAGCGUUCUGUACGCGCUGAUGAAAAUUCUCCUACCACUGUUACGCAUAAUAUGUAUUACAUCAACGAUGGUGUUUACGGAUCGUUCAAUUGUCUGCUGUACGAUCAUCAGCACGUAAUUCCUAUCCCUCUGAAGACUGGUUGUGGAAAAGUGAUUCCUUCAAGCAUAUGGGGUCCGACGUGCGACGGAUUGGAUCAAGUUGUUGAGAAUGUUAUGUUGCAUGAUAUGGAACUUGGUGAUUGGAUAAUUUUCGAAAACAUGGGCGCUUAUACAUUACCCGUUGCUUCGCCGUUCAAUGGAUUUCCCAUUCCUAAGAUUCACGUUGUUGCUGACGAAGAUAUUUGGCUUUUAUUAAAAGAUGCUCUGCCCUUGACUGAAGACCAUUUUGUUAUUGGCAAUACACCGGGAAAUUUGCGACUCGGCUUGGACAUUGGAGGAAACGAUAUCGAUCCAUGGAAUGAUAGCGACUCAACUAUGGCAUUAACAACUCCUGAAAUAUUAGCAGAUGCUCCUAAUACUCCGCCACAUUUUAUCUAUGAUUAUGUCGAGGCUCCGCUAAAUUAAUCUUAUCAUAGAUAAGUAUUUUUCAAUUUAUAUAUGCAUUUCAAAGCAAACGAAUUUAAUACAUCAAUUUUACCAUUUUUUUUCUCUUUAAUUUGUAUAAAUGAUAAAGGUAUAAAAGUUAUUUUUAACAGCAAA
Linepithema humile (Argentine ant) is the source of this 2183-nucleotide messenger RNA. Its product is annotated as ornithine decarboxylase 1. NCBI's taxonomy places the organism in Eukaryota, Metazoa, Arthropoda, Insecta, Hymenoptera, Formicidae. Gene Ontology annotation, molecular function: ornithine decarboxylase activity. The record is from RefSeq and is a predicted model, not a curated record. Gene Ontology annotation, cellular component: cytoplasm.